This is a messenger RNA of Oenanthe melanoleuca, 1956 nucleotides long. RefSeq names its product translation initiation factor IF-2-like. The coding region runs from base 1048 to 1551 and encodes 167 amino acids. The record is from RefSeq and is a predicted model, not a curated record. Lineage: Eukaryota; Metazoa; Chordata; Aves; Passeriformes; Muscicapidae. The transcript is spliced from 2 exons.
UUUAUUUUUAUAGGCAAUAUUUAGACUCGUUCACCGUUAAAUGUAACGCCACAGCAGCGACGUUCGGAGCGUUUAUUUUCCUAUGCUAAGCAAGUACAGCCACACGUACACAGAGGCAAAAGCAAAAGUCCACAAUUAGAGAUGUCAGACCUUGUUUAACUACAUCUUAAUUUAAUCCGUUUUAUUUUAUACAAUUCUACAUCUGGAUCUCAUUUUCUGUAUUCCUGUAGGUAUUCCGGGUCACUAUUAAGAACCCUUUCAAGUUAGCAAAGUUCAGCCAAGUCUACCUUAAUCCAAAACCUUUAAAAGAAACAAUAAAACGCGAAAGGGGGUGGAAGGCGACAGAGAAACCUAAACCAAAACGCUACUUCACCCCACCUCCUAAUGCACCUGAACGUCGGGAGGGACCGGCCUCCCAGCACAGACCCCGCGCAGCACUUCCCGUUUCGGGGGUGCUGGGUGGGAGUUUGAGCAUCGCUCCCGCACGCCCGGCCGAGGGGAAGGGAGGGCGGGACCCCCGGCAGCAUCCCCUCACCUGCAGCGGGAAUGCGGCUCUGCCCAGCAUCAGCGCACCAUCCCUGCCUGCCGCAGCCUCCGGCCCGCAACAACGCCGCCUCCGCGGGGGCCAGGGUGGGCAGCCGCCGGCUUUCGAGCCAAUUUAUUUAAACGGGAGGCAGCGGCGGGUUUGGAGAGGCAGGGCAGCGCCUUGCUGCGCCAAUCAACUGGGAGACACGCGUGUUGCAAUCCCAUUCACGGCGGGAGCAGCACCGAUACAGCGCCUGACAGCCCCCCCGGCCCGCCCCGGCCUUAUCUGCAGCCCGGCAACUCAAUUAAACCGUGGGGCCGCCGUUCCCCCCGGGGCCGGGGGAGGGAGGCCGCUCCGCGAGGACUUUCCCUCGCAGGAAACGGCACUUCUGGGCUCCCCCGAGCCAGCACAGUAAAGCAUCAAUAUUCCGCUCGCCUGUCAGAUCCUGGACAGCAGGAGAGGCUGGAGAGCCCGUGAAUUAUGUAACGUGCCCUGCCGCCGCCGCGGGGAGAUGCGCUGCCAUGCCCCCCCCCCUCCGGCCGGGACGCUCCCGCGCCCUCCCCGCCGCUGCCCUGCCGAGCCCCCGCUCCGCGCACCGGGCGCUCGCCCCUUCCCACCCCGCGGGACCCUCCGCCGCUCCCUCCCUCGCUCGCUGCCGCCUGUCCCCCCGCGUCCCCUCCCCUGGCGGUGCCCGCGGCGCUCGCAGGGCGGCGGCCGGAGCCCCGCGGCCGGCGGAGCGGAGCGGAGCGGAGCAGAGGGAGCGGAGCGGAGCGAGGGCCGGCACCCCGCGGCGGCGGCGGGGAGCGCCCGCCCGCCCGGCCGGCACCACAGCGCCCCCAGCCCCCGCCGCUCCGCGCCUGCACCGCCAGCCCGCCCGGCGCCCCCACACAAAGUCCCAGCACUCGAUGAAAGAGGCUGGAGUUCCUAUCUUCACCCUUUCUCCACUGCCUCCCUGUUCUACCAGUCUGUUCUGUGUCCAGGCAACUGCAAAAAGACAUUUCAAAGGCUCCUGCCGUGCCAUGUAGAUGUGUUCUCUUGUUAGUUUGGACUGCAGGUGUGUAAGCCUCAAGGAUGAAGUAUGGUGGUGCUGUUUUAGGUUCGGGGCACACAGUCAUGGCGCAAUAAAUCACACAGGAACGCUCCGCUUUGAACGCGGGCGCAUAGAGAAGGGAAAAGAAAAAAGCAUCUGACCUGAAUCAUUUUCUGGAAACACAUCUGGUUAAAAUCCAAAGUUUUAAAUUGAGUAAUAUUUUAAAAUACAUUUGGUGGGUAUUAAAUUACAGUGUUAUAUCUGGUAAUAUUUAUGAUACUAAUGUGUUAAGCGGAGGUUUAUAUCUGUCAAGAAAUAUGAAUGAUUGUCAUAUGGGGUAACAAAUGAAUCCUGAUAUAAAUAACAUUUUAUGAUAUUUUUAACAUUAUUGUAGUAUUUU